Molecule: messenger RNA, 1047 nt
Organism: Gossypium raimondii (Peruvian cotton)
Lineage: Eukaryota; Viridiplantae; Streptophyta; Magnoliopsida; Malvales; Malvaceae
Exons: 1
Coding region: 249-860 (203 amino acids)
Source: RefSeq, a predicted model, not a curated record
ACCGUUGGAUUAAUCCAUCAGAUGUUGACUUGAUGUUGAUGAAAAUGGCCUAAAAGCCAACGACCCUAGUUUUCAUGAUAUUAAUAAAGUCCACCACAAAAUCAUUCACAAUAUUUGUAGCAGUUUAACUAACAAAUCCUACAACUUGAAGACCCCUCUCCAAGUUCCUACAUAAAAUGCUUUCAUAAUUAAACUCCUUUCAAUUCAUAUGACUGAAAAUCCCUUUUCUUUCAUAUUACUAUCAUAUCAUGGGUAACUAUAUUAGCACUGCCACAUGCUUUCCAUCUGAUUCUACCGGGAAAGUAAUUCUCUGGGACGGCACAGUUCAGGAUUUCGGCGGGCCUGUGGAAGCUGCAGAGCUGAUGGUGGAGCAUCCGCAGCAAGUGGUCGUGGAGUUCAACGCUGGAGUUAAUCAAAAGAGGCUAAUCCCAUUGCCGGCAGACCAUAAACUCGACGUAAAAAAGCUUUACAUAAUGCUACCUAUGAAACGUGGGAAGCCGAUCGCGUUGUCGUCGGAGGAAGCUUGUCGUGUACUGUCGAGCGCGAAUUCGGUGUCGAGAUCAAAAUCGAUCUUAUCGUCGUCCCCGAUGUGUGUUCCUUUGUUUGCGAGGAUUUGCACUGCGGAUUAUCGUGUACUUGAAGGGAUGGGACAAAAGUUGCCGUUGCAGAAGAAGGAAAGUGCGGGCGGUGAGAGGCCGGAGGAGAUUCGAUGUUUGACGGAGUUGUUUCCAGAGAGUUCGGAAAAUCUGCCGGUGUAUUUGAAUAGGCAAUUUUCAGGCAAGGGAUGGAAACCGAGCUUGGAUACUAUAAAGGAGAAGAAGGUUGAGAGAAAGUUUAAAAUCCCACAUUGGUUGUUUUAGGUUUUUUCGAGUCAUUUUUUUGGGAUUCAUGCUGCUUAAGCCUAAUAAUAUUAUCUUGAAAAGUCAAACCCAAGUCACCUCUUUAGGAAUACAUAAUGUCCAAGCGGUUGUUUUAGUUUUAUAAACCUAGCUAAUAUUAUAGGUUAAUGCUGUAGUUUAUAUUCAUCUAAUCACAUUAUCAAUAAAC